Molecule: messenger RNA, 1433 nt
Organism: Ostrinia nubilalis (European corn borer)
Lineage: Eukaryota; Metazoa; Arthropoda; Insecta; Lepidoptera; Crambidae
Product: xylosyl- and glucuronyltransferase LARGE1-like
Exons: 7
Coding region: 120-1433 (437 amino acids)
Biological process (GO): protein O-linked glycosylation via mannose
Molecular function (GO): xylosyltransferase activity; glucuronosyltransferase activity
Source: RefSeq, a predicted model, not a curated record
UUUUGUUUGUUUCUCUGAAUUUUCAUUUUUAAUUAAAAUUAAAUUAUUGUAUUUUAUCAAGAAUCCUUGCAUGCAGAUAAAAGCCAAAUAAUUGCAACAACUAUGCGGGAUCAGCAAAUAUGAAUUUUAAAACCAAAAAUGUGUUGUCAUGUCUUUUUCUUCGACCCUGGCUAGGGGUUCCGCUGGGGAUAUGGGUGGCCAUCUCAGUGGUGUACUACUGGUGGCUGAUAUCCAGGAUCAGCGUCCUGGAGACACAGAACAGGGUGUUCAAGACGCAACUCCAGCUGUCACAGUCCGUCAUGAGGCAAAUGUCCGUUGAUUCUGUAACUACUUACAAAGUUCCUGUUAUUCCUGAUGCAUAUGGCACAAUUUGUGAGACAGUGCACAUUGCGUUAGUGUGUAUGGGGAAGUGUAUGAGACUCAUCACACCAAUGCUCAAGUCUCUGCUUCACCACCGUCAGAAUCCCAUACAUUUCCACUUCAUUGUGGAUGGAACUUCACAGCAAAUUACAAAUGUUCUCUUUGACACAUGGGACUUGCCUGAUGUAAAAUACACUUGCUACAAUGCUCAAAACCGUCUGAUGCAAGUAAGAUGGAUACCAAACAGUCAUUACUCAGGCAUCUACGCUCUGGUCAAGUUGCUGUUCCCAGACAUUCUGCCCGAUACGUUGAAACAAGUCAUUGUAUUGGACUCAGAUUUGACGUUCCUGUGUGAUGUCGCUGAAUUGUGGACGAUGUUCAGGAAUAUGACUGAUGAACAGAUCAUAGGCCUAGUCGAAAACGAAAGCGACUGGUACUAUGCGACCUCAAAACGAUGGCCCGCCUUAGGCCGCGGCUACAACACCGGAGUGAUGUUACUAGACCUUGAAAAGAUCCGAAGAAACACUGACUGGACCACCCUAUGGCAUGAUGCGGUGAACGAAAACCUAGACACUCUAAGACAAACUACCCUAGCUGAUCAGGACGUUAUUAACGCGAUACUGAAGAAAUAUCCGAGAUAUGUGUACAAUAUUAGUUGUCAGUAUAAUGUCCAAAUGUCGACGAAGACGUUAGCAAAGAAUUGUUACGGAGAAGACACUAAUAAUGUCAAGGUGAUACAUUGGAAUUCGCCUGGCAAAUAUAACAUUAGGAUUAGAGAUGCAGAUUAUUUUAGAAAUAUACACCAGUCGUAUGUGAAUUUUGAUGGAAACCUAUUGAGGGAAAAACUACAUAAAUGUGGGCAGACAGAAGUAGUUACUUAUAAGAUGAAUCAUUCCGAUCUAUGUAUAAGUUUCCGCGCCGCACAGAGGGUUAAACUGCGCACCCAUUUGUACUACAUGGACUACAGCUAUACGGACAUAGACAAUUUUGACGUCACACUCGUUCUGCAGUUGUCUAUGGAUCGGCUGCAGUUCCUCGAAAGACUAGUCAAGCAUUGGGAAGGUAAUAAUUAA